UGACGUCACAUUUCUCGGCACCGGGCUGUCGCUAGUCUGCCCGGGUCUGCAACAGACAGCUGAGGGGUUUCCAGACGGGGGAUCCCAGCUUCAUUGCGGCCUUAUAAUAUCGAAACGCAGAAGUCUGAAGUUUAUUUCAAUGGCGAAAACGUACGAUUAUCUCUUUAAACUCUUGCUUAUCGGAGACAGCGGAGUCGGCAAGACAUGUCUGCUGUUCAGAUUCAGCGAGGACUCCUUCAAUACCACCUUCAUAUCUACAAUAGGAAUAGACUUCAAAAUCAGGACAAUAGAGCUGGAUGGAAAGAGAGUCAAACUUCAGAUAUGGGAUACUGCGGGCCAGGAGAGGUUUCGCACCAUCACUACAGCAUACUAUAGAGGAGCAAUGGGUAUCAUGCUGGUCUAUGACAUCUGCAAUGAGAAGUCCUUUGAGAACAUAAAAAACUGGAUUAGAAAUAUUGAAGAACAUGCCUCGUCUGAUGUGGAGAAGAUGAUCCUGGGAAACAAAUGCGACAUGACUGACAGGAGACAGGUGUCUAAAGACAGAGGUGAAAAACUGGCCAUUGAUUAUGGAGUUAAAUUCUUGGAAACCAGUGCAAAGUCUGGCUUGAAUGUUGAAGAGGCUUUUUAUACCAUGGGAAGAGACAUACUGCAUAAUCUGAGCUCAAAGUCGACUGACAACAGUGCUGGAGGAUCAGGCAAACCGGUCAAGAUCACAGAGAAAAAGUCGAAGAGAAUUAAAUUCUUCAAGUGCUCACUCCUCUAAGCUGCUCACGUAUGUGGCGUGACAUUGGUGUUUUGGAGGGUUUCCCGCCUUUUGGCCUUCCUCGCUGCGGAGGCGGCCGUGGUCAUAUAAUCAUGGGGCCUUAUUGCCAGCUGGACUUACAGGUUCAGGGGAGGCUGAGAUGCUACCCUGAUCUGCUGACCAGACGAGGAUCAAUGACGAACGAGGCUUUAUAUGUGUUCAUGCAAAAAGACUGAUGCAUGAAUAUCAGCAGUGGUUUGUAGCUCACCCUGCAGUGCCUGCUGACUGUGGACAUGUCUGUAGGAUGUCUUAAAAAAUAUCUGUUACAAAUAUUGGUCUCAUAAAUGGUAAAUGAAG
This is a messenger RNA of Haplochromis burtoni (Burton's mouthbrooder), 1099 nucleotides long. Its product is annotated as ras-related protein Rab-8B. Gene Ontology annotation, biological process: regulation of exocytosis; protein secretion; protein localization to plasma membrane. Gene Ontology annotation, molecular function: GTPase activity; GTP binding. Lineage: Eukaryota; Metazoa; Chordata; Actinopteri; Cichliformes; Cichlidae. The record is from RefSeq and is a predicted model, not a curated record. Bases 140 to 763 code for a protein of 207 amino acids. The transcript has 8 exons. Gene Ontology annotation, cellular component: synaptic vesicle; plasma membrane; endosome.